AUGGAAGUUUUUGUUCCAAAUAAAACAGAUAGGAUAAUUACACACCUCAAAAAAUGUACACAUUUUAUGAAACAAACAAUACCUAAGAAGAAAGAAAAAGUCUUUAACUUAUCCAAUGAUGAACAAUCAAAUCACCAGACUCUUAGUGGACCAACUUUAGAGGUGGCAGUUUCUGAAUAUGAUAGGGGAAUGUUUGAAGCUCUUCAAAAAGAUUCAAUUAGUGUUACUUUAAUGUUCAAUGGGUGGAUGAACAUUAAUAAUGAACAAUUAAUAGGUACAAUGUUAGUAACUUCAGUGGGGAAACCCUAUAUUUGGAAGGUGACAGAUAUUAGUAUGGAGAGAGAAAGUUACACUAAAAUAGUGCGGAGCCAUACACUGUGA
Molecule: messenger RNA, 381 nt
Organism: Cetraspora pellucida
Lineage: Eukaryota; Fungi; Glomeromycota; Glomeromycetes; Diversisporales; Gigasporaceae
Source: the annotation of a GenBank genome assembly